Rangifer tarandus platyrhynchus (Svalbard reindeer) is the source of this 726-nucleotide messenger RNA. The record is from the annotation of a GenBank genome assembly. NCBI's taxonomy places the organism in Eukaryota, Metazoa, Chordata, Mammalia, Artiodactyla, Cervidae.
AUGGCGCGGACGCGGGCGGAGCCCCUCCCAGCUCCCCCGGCGCCGCGCGGGGGGGCGGGGGCGCCGCGUGCGUCCUCCCGCGCGGGGGCGGGGCGUCUCGUGUGUGGGCGGGGCGCCGUGCGCGUCCGCGGGACGUGGCUCACCCGCGGCCCUCAAUGCGCGUCACCCGCGCGGCCACCGCCUCCUCGGGAGCGGAAGCCGAGGCCGGGCUCUGCGCUCUGCGUCCUCGGCGCUCUGCGGCAGCGCGUGACCGUGCGCGGGGCGGGGCCUCGGGGGCGCGAGGGGCGGGACGGAGGCGCGGCGCUUACCGGCCGGCGCUCAGACUUGAAGAGGCAGCGCGACAGCGGCGGGAGCCAAUCGCAGCCAGGCCUCGGGAGCAGAGAGGCUGGGCUGGAGACUUCGGAGACCGCGGUGCAGGUGGGUGACGGCGGGGCGCCGGGGGAGCGUGGGGGGCCUGCCUCGUUCCCGGGCCAGGUCCGGCCCCGUCGUCCGCAGAGCGGAGGGCUCUCUGGCCUCGGCCGCCCGUGCCGCUCCUCGUGCGCCGUGGCGGGGGGCUUCCAUGACAGAGGGCGUCGCGCGGCGCCUCAGGAAUUGUUUCCCGGGCCCCGGGUUGCCUCCCCCAACACCCGACCCCGGAGGCCUGAGCGCCCCGAUGCCCUUCCGGGCCUGUGCCCGCCCCGGCGCAGAGCCCUGCCUCACUCCCGGAGCGGCGCGGCCCCCGCCUGA